GGAAGGGGGGCAGAGGAUCUCCUCCUCCACCACGGCGCCCGGUGAAAGUCUCCCCUGUGCCCCACCUACUGUUGGGCAUGGGAAGGCAAAUGUGGAUGCCACGAGUCCGUACGGCUGUACAGAGCCCUUUCAAAACCCCUACUAAAAUCAUUUUCUGCAGUGUUCCCGGGCUGUUGUCUAAGGAGGAUGUGCCCGGGUUUGAUUUUUUGUUUGUGUUGAAAGAGCUGCCAGGCCCGAAGCUGAGAAGGCAAGUUUUCCAUCUGCUCUGGAGGGAAGCCUUCUUGUGUGUUCUGACAGCUAUCAAAUAUAGUGGGGUGUGAACCGAAGUAACUGCUUGGGAAUCUGCCAGUUAACUUGUUGAUAUAAAUAGGCAUGUAAAAUGUCUGGAGUGUAGACAUUUUUUGGGGGAAAAGAUCUAUAAAUAUCUCUGCCCUGACUGAUCAUGCUUUACUCCCUAAAGACUGUGGGGUAUAUAACACGUACCUUCUCUGUUUGGUGUAUUUAUAACAUUUAGAUGUAUAACUACCUUGGUUUUAUUGAAUUAGUAUUUAUGAAUGUAUCCAGAGAUGGAGCUGCAAGCUGCUGUGUUCCCUGAGAGCUUAAGGAGUCGGAUUGCUGCCUUGAUAGACUCUAAUCAGCAUCUUCUGUCCUCUGCCUUCAGUUCCUCCCUAUCUUUCCAUUUCGAGUUAGAUGAGCUUCUCAGCUCGUUAGCUGGCCUGUGUGCUUGGUGGCAGAGAAACCUUAAGAUCCCAGCCGCUCCUGUCCCUUCGCACCACCCCACCCCUUUCUCCUGUUCCCUGAGUUGUUUUGAGGCUGCUGUUGUGACUCCGGAAGAGCAGCGGCUGAGAUGCUUUGAGGGAUGGUCAGGGGAAACCAGUCCGGUCUCAGAUUUCCUCCUGCAGUGACUUAUCCUCGGAAAGCCGAAAAUCUACCAUAGCCUUCAGUCUCUGAGACAUGUUUUGAAAGUGUUUCUUGAUUUUACUCAGUUGGGAAAACUUUACAAACAUAAACAGAAAGUUGAAGUUCGAGGAUAUUCGGUUACACUUUGUAAUGGAAGAGUGUUAUUUACAGACUGCAGCCCUAUGUACUGGACUUGAGCAUCCAGCAGUUUCCAGUCAAGCACCCUUCCAGGUUUCACAGGACUCUGUGAAAAUGCUUUUAACGUGUCUGUUCUUGGGCUAAGAACUAACAAGCAGCACUGAAUACUGGACCAGUCCAGCAAUAUAUUAUAUCAGCAUCCAUUCAGGAGCACACUAAAGCCUGGGGAGCUGUGCUGUGCACUAGUUUAUGGAGGCACAAUCACACGAUCCUUCAGUUCGCUAGCAGAUCUUCAAGUGCAUUCAGAUUUGGUUUUGAUCCACCUUGGAGGAGGCCUGCCAUACUUGGGAUAACUCCCUGCUACUCAGCCUGUUUUAUUAUGACUCUGAAGCACUUCCGUAGUCUCCACUUUUCAAAGUCCCACAUAGAAAAGGAACCUUCUACAUACCUCUCAUGAGUGUCUGCUGCAUGUAACUCAUACAAAUGUUUUAAGUAAAUAAAUAGAAAUUCAUGGCCUAAUGCUUUGUUUUUACUGGAGUGUUAUAAUAUCAGAUUUCGGACUUUCCCCAGAUCCUGGCUGUUCAGGAUGUUAUGGUAUGUUUGAUGCCAUUAUAGUUGGCAGUCUUGCUCUCAGAUGUGCCAGGACAAUUGAGAGAGUCAGUCUGCAGCACUGUAAUCCUAAGAAGGGGUCUUCUUUCUUCCAAAUCAAGACAGUCUUUGCAACAGUUUGCAGUUACGUCUCCAUCUGUGCAAAAAGCAGCCUCCAUUUAAGAAGCUGUGGAUCAGAUACCUUUUUGGAACUAAAACUAAAAAUGCACAAAACAGUAAACUUUUGUAUCUGUCCUGCAAUUUUAUUUAUAUUUGGUGAGAUGGUGUAUCUUGUUUCUUUCAUCCUUUAUGUCAAGGAUACAUGUGCAAAAAUAAUUGUGGGCAGAGAAGCCGAAAGAAUUGCUUGAAAUGACAGGCUGGGAAAAUGACUCACUGGGAAGUUUCCCAUGAUAGACACUCCAGCCUCCUUUUCUAAGUAGCGAGUCUAAAUGAAAGCAUCAUGAGGGCAGUACAUACAUUUUAUGGAGAUUUGGUACUGCAUUUAUGAGAGCAGCUUAUCCAGCAAAGGAGUCUUACUGUAAUUUAAGCAGUAGGCAAAGUACUUGAUGUCAGUUUUUAAAAACCUCCAUUUUCUGUAGAACAGUCAGAAAACUUGUUUAUUGUUCCCUUAACAACUUAUAAUCUGCCUUGAGUGUGUGUUCAUGCACAGAAAUGGGGUUUAGGUUAAAAACCAAUCCUUGGUGCAGAGCUGCUGGCAAAAAAGUGAUCCGGAAAGUUGAGAAAGCAUUAUUCCUUCAUUUAUUUGACCCUCCCGUUUCAUUAUCAUUUGGAACUCACUGUGGACUUGCUCCUAAGUGUGAGACUGUUACUGCUGACCUUUGAUGUAUUGGUGAAUGCUUAAUAAGCAUUGCUGGCAACUCCCACUGCCUGCCUGUGUUUUAAAGGAUGUUACUUUUUCCUGCAGUGCCAGGGAGAGCGUGUGCUUGCUUUCAGCUCUUCUGAAGGCAUUUUAGCCGAACAUUCUGUGCAGAAGGACAGGUUCUGGGUUAAUCAGUUGAUUUCUAGAUUUGUCCAAAGGUAAUCUUCUGCAGGUAGAGAAAAUGGAAGGCAACAACCAGCUUUGCAUUCAGCGUUGGACUACAAGGCAUGUGGCCAAGUGGCUGAAGGAAGAAGGCUUUUGCGAAUAUGUGGACAUUUUGUGCGAUAAACACAGACUGGAUGGGAUUACACUACUGACCCUGACAGAGUAUGACUUGAGAUCUCCGCCUCUGGAAAUCAAGGUCCUGGGGGAUAUCAAAAGGCUCAUGCUGUCGAUACGCAAGCUGCAGAAGCACCAUCUGGACGCUUUGGAAGAGCUCGGGUAUGGCAGCGACAGUCCCAUUGGUCCCCUGUCUCCGGUGAUCGGCUCUCUCCAAGGAACAGACUGGUUUUGCAACGGCGAAGUGCAGCGGGAUUGUGACGACUGUGAGCCUGUGGCUGACUUGAAUGCUGAACAGUAUCAGUAUGCAAACGGGAAAAACAAACAUUCUGUACGGAGACUGAACCCGGAGUACUGGAAGACCGCGUUGAGCUGCAUCUAUGUUUUCAUUGUGUUUGGCUUCACGUCAUUUGUCAUGGUCAUCGUGCACGAGAGAGUCCCCGACAUGCAGACCUAUCCACCACUUCCAGACAUUUUCUUAGACAGUGUUCCUAGGAUACCAUGGGCUUUUGCCAUGACUGAAGUAUGCGGAGUGAUUCUCUGUUACAUCUGGUUGCUUGUUCUCCUCCUUCACAGACACAGAUCAAUCCUUUUACGACGCUUAUGCAGUCUUAUGGGUACUGUGUUCUUGUUGCGUUGUGUUACCAUGUUUGUGACCUCACUGUCUGUGCCAGGCCAACAUUUGCAAUGUUCUGGAAAGCUAUAUGGCAACGUGUGGGCAAAACUCCAGCGCGCCUUUGCCAUUUGGAGUGGGUUUGGCAUGACGCUCACAGGAGUACAUACCUGCGGAGACUACAUGUUCAGCGGCCACACAGUCGUCCUGACUAUGCUAAACUUCUUCGUCACUGAAUAUACACCAAGAAGCUGGAACUUCUUGCACACUCUGUCCUGGGUACUGAACCUCUUUGGAAUCUUCUUCAUUUUGGCGGCCCAUGAACAUUACUCCAUUGAUGUCUUCAUUGCCUUCUACAUCACCACAAGACUGUUUUUGUACUACCACACACUGGCUAACACAAGAGCCUAUCAACAGAGCCGGAGGGCCAGGAUCUGGUUUCCCAUGUUCUCCUUUUUUGAAUGCAAUGUAAAUGGCACAGUUCCAAACGAGUAUUGCUGGCCCUUCUCCAAACCAACUAUAAUGAAAAGAUUAAUUGGCUAAAGAGUCCUGGAUUUAAUUCACAUCUGGGUGAAGUAUUUAUGACGAACUUUCUCCAAGAAGAUCUGGACGAAAAUGGUUUCUCUUGUCCACGUGACCACCUUGGGCCUUGCGUGUUCUCUCUCAGCCGCAAGGCUAAGAGAUGCACAGUUGCCAUUUUCUUAAAUAUGCAGCAGAGUUGCAAGGAAGUUCUGCAUGAAAGUUAUAACUUGUUUACUUGGAAGAUUUCAAAUUGUGCUUUAGUGAGGGAAUGACUUUGGAUUGGUUAACAUCAAAUGCCACCUACUUAGCUAUUGUGUCUCAAACAAACACUAACACACCAAGUGUUAUACUUCUAAAAUAACUGUCAAAGGGGAAUAGGAUGUUUGUGGGGAGGGAAACAUUCACCCAAUGAAAACAGCCCCAAAAGCUUUAGUAUGAGAAAUACGUGGUGUGUAUGGAAGGGGCAAAGUAAUGGGCUCGAAGAGGUGUCAGAACACCUCUAAAUAAGGCUUUGUUGGCUUGAAAUUCCGAACAGGGCUUUUGUGAUUUGGAAUAAAGUCCACCAUGCUGUUCUGCAUGUACAGGAUUUCCUUGUUUACGUUUCAGUAAAUUGGUAAAGAAAUACGUUCUCUCUCUCAAAAUGUCGACACGGUUUUAGUGCCACAACUCUUUCCUUACAGUAUUAAACACGUACAUUUGUGCCUGCUUUUUAAAUGCUGGUCCUAGAAAAAUAAUACGAUGACGACGACAACAACAACAACAACAACAACAGUAGUAAUAGUGUCCAAAGAGGUAAGGUCCCACUGAACAAAGGCAAGGUGUGGUGUUUUGAUUUUGUUAAAGGAAAUAUUGAAAUAUUUUUGAAUUGCUCUCAUUUGUUCUCUCCCCUUCGUUAGACUACUCAAAUGCAUCUUACUCAGCUCCUUGUAGCAUGGAAAGAUUUUGAAACUUUGUUGACUGAGAAAUUUAUUUUCAAUAAACACUUAUUCUGAGUUUUUUCUAAUAAGUAAAAACGAUCUUAAUCAGCUUAACAUUGAUGGUGAGUAUCACUUUCACUUUCUUCGAAAACUCUUCUCAUCAUUGCUAAAAGAAUAAUGAGUAGAGCUGGAGCUUAAAGUAUUAGCAGUCUUGCAGUCAUAGCACAUGGCACUUAGCAAUCCUGCAGCCCCUGUAUUUUCCAGUGAAGUCUCGCUUUUAUAAUACUUACCCAAAACUUCUAAACCGUAUUUUAAUUGGAAAUUGUACCUGAAAUGCUUGGACAUGGCAAAGCUUAUUAGCACAUUGCUUCAAGUGUGAGUUCAGAUUGCACGAGUUCAAAACAGGCAGUGUGUGCCAGGGGCUUCGUUCGAAAUUGGCAUUCAGGUUUUUCAAGUCCAACACGAGUCUCAUUCUCCAGCCACGCCAUCUGUGCGGACCAGUUAAAUGUAUAAAUCUGGCGUUCAAAGUUGUGCACAAUAGAUUCCUCACUCCAUUAUUAAAGAAACAAUGCUGUAUGUGACUCUCCUGUAACACACCCGCCUUGCGUGGCAAAAGCCACUCAGGUAAUUACAGUGAAUGUUCAGGUGGAGACUUCGUGUCACUCCCUUUCCAGGUCCUUUUGCUGGCAAGCGAACCGAGCCAACCCCGCAAAGCACAUUCUUCUCUCACACACGGGAAUGAGAACUGAUUCAGAAGAGGAGUUAAGAGCACCUGCAUUCUCACUGGUGUUUUUAGAAUGGGAGAGGCAGUGCAGGCAUUUCUUUCUGCCUUAAGUGCAGCAAGUGUUGCUGUACACGGACUGCUGAUAAUUGCAGCAGAAAUGCACAGACCGUUACUUUGAACAGUAUUCAAGAAAUGUUUUCAGAAAUACGUUGAACUAGAAAUACAUGUAGUGAACAUGCACAUCUACACAUUAGGUGUAUUUGCAGCUAGAGCAUUGUAUAGCUUCUAGCUAUAUUUAAUCUUGUCACAAUAACACUGUAUUUAUUUGAAAUGACCACUUCAGUAUCUCUCUGUGCCACUGCAAAGGGGAAAAAAUACCUGUAUCAGAGCAUGCCUUAUUCUGCAUCAGUUGCAAUAUAGAGUGGGGCCAACACCCCGCAACUGAAGACACGUCGUAAAUCCAUUUAUCUGUGGAUAAAUUAGGUAGAAGGUAGUCUGCCUGUAUAGCCAAAUGUACCAUUUCUUAAUCACCCAGACAGAAGUAGCCUCUUAAAGGCUUUUACCAUUUGCAGUGGUAGAAUUCCUGCAAAUGCUUUUCUUGCAUUUUGAACAGGAUAGUGUUCCUUUCUGGACAAUACUUGAGUGGCACACACCCUCACAUUUAUUAGCGCUUUCCUUCAAAGAGAAAGACUUCUCAAAGCACAGGAUGUUGGUGGUUUAAAACAGAUUUUAGUAAAAUGUCAUUGGGAAUUCCAGGCAGGGGCAGCUGCUCCCUUAAGUUUACAAUUCCUUUUGUAAAGGAAAAGAGCCCAUACCUACCAAAAGGCAUCAAGAGGUUUACAGUUCCGAUUUACAUUACAUUGCAAGCAGUAUUAGAUUGUCAGUUCCAGUUGAAACAAUGACGCCAAUCCAGGAAUUGUGUGAUAAAUAUAUUGGAAGUGGUGGGAGAUGACACAGUGGCUCCAUCCCUACAUAAUGGCAGCGGAGUGCAUCUGCCGUUUUGAGUAUAGCCCUUGCCAUCCGCCGAGCAAAAGUAAUUUUGAGGCAUGCAAACCUGGAUGGCUUGGGCUAAUUGUGGAUUAACAACCUAUAGUUAACCUAUAGUUAGUUCUAGGUUAACUGCAUCAUGUGUUGGAGGCUGCGGAUUGGUGGCGGCAUGUGCUGGGCCUUCAAACCAACAAAACGGGUUAAUUUGUUGCCAUUAUAUGCGACUGGGGCCUUUGUGAUCUGUGGAUGUUUACCUGGAGGCAAGCACCACUGGGGCCUAAUUUCAAUAUUGUGCAGGUGUCCAUUGACCACAUUGGUGAGAAGAAGCCUUGGGUUCAAUGGAACUUUGGUCACACAGAAUUUGCAUGAUAUAUUUAGCUCCACUUGGUGGAAGGAGAAGGGGUGCGGAGAAGAUUAACCAAAAGAAGCCUGGUUCUUCAGGUGGGAACUCAUUAUUUAAGCAUAAUAUGUAUGAAAUCUGUUCUUUUUCUUUCACAUAAUAGAAACAUCCUAACAGUCCUGUGGACUACAUUGCACUUUGACUUCUAAUUUUAAAAAUAGUCAUUAUAUGAAUUAUUGUACUUCAAAUAGUUACUAAUAUAUUCUUUACCUUGUCAUUUGAAGUUGAAUUGCACAUUUGUUCAAGAGAAGAUAAAGCUACUUUUCCAAAAGUUUUCUGCUGUGGAGUGUCUCAAAAUAGGGCAUUCCCGAUUGACACUUCUCCUUUUUACUUUAGAAAAGUAAAUAUAUCUUUCCCUAUCACUUAUUACUCAGUCUUCUUGGUUUGGAAUAUGUUGGUAGUUGGAAUUAAGAAGGUUUAGGAAAGCAGACAGAAUUUGGUGCUGAAAAUGGGAAGCUGAAGUAACUGGAGUGCUUUGUGUUCUUACACUUGGAAACCUUUGCUGUACACUUUUUCUUUAGUCUGAUAUAAUUUCCUUAUUUACUCGUGUGGGGUAUUUCUACCAGCUUUUGGUCCUGAACAUUGCCCUGCUUGAAACUUAGGAGGUGGUGAAAUAUGCUAAAGAACCAUUCAUAACACUAUAAUUUAUAAUUUGAUAAAUAUAUUUAAUGUGGGGGUUAUUGCUCUAAAACUCAAUGGGAAAUGAUUAACACACCCAUUACUCAGAAUCUGUCGUGUGCAACAGGCUGUUUCAAUCAAAAUAAGAAUGCGUGCGAAUUACACACACACUGAUCCCCCAGCUACUUAAAUAACCAAGUAACAUUGUUGAACUUGUGAGCCUGUUCAUUCCGUAAAGAAAAGUGUGUGCUAUAGUUACAAAGCUGUUGAAUUGUGUAACAUUUCAGUACUGUAAGGACAUUGUAAUGAUAGCGGGAUAUGUAUAAUCUUAAAACAGGACGUUUUUGAGUAGGAAACUGGAAGCAUUUAGACAACUUGUUUCUGGUCUGCCAAAAGGGGACUUGAUCUAGAAUAGGUCCCUGAGCCCAGUGAUCUGGAGAUGUUCCUAGGCCACUUUAGACCUCUGUGGGUAUAUCCAGGGUGACAUGGAGUCAGUGAUGCCACUGUACUAUAGAGGAGGCCUUUGUGCAUGCCCAGAGGUCUAACCUGGCCUGAGGAAGGCCUGCUGAAAGACAGACUGCUUGGUCCCACAGCCCUAUUUCCUCCAUCUUACAUUAAAUGAAUUAUGCACCUGCAUUUUACUCAGUGUAACCAGGGUGAGUGAAGAAUAGUAGUAGUUCUAAAGCAGUUGACUUGGUGCUUAACACUGACAUUUUGCUUUUAAUCUCUCCUCUGCCCCUAGAGAUUAUUGUAUUAUUUGAAGGUUUGAAUGUUCCUAUUGUGGAAAAGUUGGAAGCACAGAUGUUGUGUAAAUAAAGAUGGAUUUUGUUCAGAUUUGAACCCAAGUUUAAUUUAUAUUGUUUUGUAUGUGCUGUAUUAAACGAAUGAAACAUUACUUCGAAGAUGCAUUAAAAAGAAAUAAAUGACUAA
Molecule: messenger RNA, 8496 nt
Organism: Varanus komodoensis (Komodo dragon)
Lineage: Eukaryota; Metazoa; Chordata; Lepidosauria; Squamata; Varanidae
Gene: SAMD8
Product: sterile alpha motif domain containing 8
Exons: 6
Coding region: 2688-3941 (417 amino acids)
Biological process (GO): ceramide biosynthetic process
Cellular component (GO): Golgi membrane; endoplasmic reticulum membrane
Molecular function (GO): protein binding; ceramide cholinephosphotransferase activity; sphingomyelin synthase activity
Source: RefSeq, a predicted model, not a curated record